AUGCCGUGGCAGGAGUUUGCCAAAAACAUGUCCAAGGAUGCUUUUGAGCUGACUUGCCUGGGGCAUCAGGACCUUCGCGCGGGAAGCUGGGUCUCACUCAGCAGGCCUCACCUAGCUCAUGCAUUACAUUUCAACUUGAGACCUCACAUUGGUCCCAGUUUUGCUACUCCUGGAGCAGAGUUAGGCGAAGAGCUCUCUCCAAUACCAGUGAUCAAUGUGACGGAAGGUGGCGAGGAAGAGGAUGAGGAGAACAAUGAAGAGAACGAAGAGAAUGAAGAACCGACUCCUUGCUGCAAGGGAGGAGCCCAUGUUGGUUGCACCGUGGAAGCGGCAGAUGUCAAAGACUUCCCUGACCAUUCGUCCAACAAAGAAAUUGAUUCGGCAAAAUGCCACAAACCUGUCGCAGUUGGUGGACGGCAUCGGCGAAGACGAUGUUCCGGACCAUCCCGACUUAGAUGCAGGCCAUCCGAGAAAGUUGACUUCAAGGUCAGGUAG
Messenger RNA from Durusdinium trenchii, 495 nucleotides. The record is from the annotation of a GenBank genome assembly. Lineage: Eukaryota; Dinophyceae; Suessiales; Symbiodiniaceae.